This is a messenger RNA of Theobroma umbraticum, 2367 nucleotides long. RefSeq lists its product as uncharacterized. The record is from RefSeq and is a predicted model, not a curated record. Lineage: Eukaryota; Viridiplantae; Streptophyta; Magnoliopsida; Malvales; Malvaceae. Gene Ontology annotation, molecular function: protein binding.
GAAACUGAUGAGCGCAGCUUUUUUCUUGCCUAUUGACCUUCCCGCCCCUGAAACUCAUCUGGAUUCCAACUCUCUUUUUCCUUCCAUGGAGUCACCACACCAAAAUAAUAAAGCCAAUAACACUGUCAAGAUGCAUUCACAGCCACCAUGCAGCAAGCCCUGUUGUUUCUUCUGCACGAUGAAUGAGCCAGAACCAUCUUUAAGAAGAUCCAAACUCAGCCAAUGCUUCAAAGAGAUGCCUCUCAGAGAUGACCAAGAUCAUGUUUUGGUCUUAAGUGGGCUCUGGAACAUUUCCAUGACUCAACCUGAUGAUGCAGAAUUCCCAUCCCUUGGUAUAUUUGAAUGCAUGGCCAAACUGAUCCAUAGAGGCAUUACUGAUCAGGAUUGGCUUCUUAGAGGUCAGAAUAUCUAUAUCCCCUACUAUGCUGCUCAUAUUAUUGGUUCAUAUACAAUGGACAAAGACCAAUUUGCAGAAAGAGCUGUUAAAUCAGGUGUAGUUUUGCCAUUAAUGGAGCUUUUGAGAGGUAAGAUGGGUUGGGUUGAGCAACGAGUUGCAGUUCGGGCACUGGGUCACUUGGCCAGCCAUGACAAAACCUUCGAAGCUAUUGCUGUGCAUGAAGUGGAAAUCAUAAAACUGGCGAUGAAGAUAGCUAGCAAUUGCCUUGAAGUGAUUUAUGAAGAGUUUAUUGGAAUAAAAGAUACGAAGAGACCGAAAUACUAUUGUGACCUCCUUACAAGAGGACUUGGAGGAUUGGAGUUGCAGUUCAGGAAGGCUGAGGAAUGGGCUAGUCAGCUCCAAUGUUGGUCGCUCUAUCUGUUGAAUUGCUUUGCAUGCAAGGAGAAGUCUCUCAACUUGAUCUGCAAGAAAGAGUUCUUGAAGACUUUGUGUGGAAUGUGGGGUGGAUUAGUGAAUCUAACCUCUCCUGCUGGAAUUGGAUUGCUAAGAACUCUGUGUUCCUCUAAAGCAGGAAGAGAAAAUGUAGCAAAUUUGAAAGAAGUAAUAGAUAGUCUUUGCAAUGUUUCAAGAUCUUCAGAUGACUGGCAAGAAAUGGCUGUUGAUUGUCUUUUAUCGCUUCUCAAAGACCAAGAUACAAGAUAUAAAGUUAUUGAUAUUGCAGCUUUGUCUCUUGUUGAUUUAAUUGAACUCAGAAGCCUUGGAGCAAGAAAAAAAGUGGGAGAAACAAUCACGCAUACAUUGUUGCAAGAUUACCACAAAAUCAAAUAUGGUUUCUUGAAACUGAAGAGCAAGAAAGCUGAGAGAGCAUUAGAAGAAUUAUGGGAAUUGAAGGUGGAGAAUAUAAAGAGAGACAAGCUAAUGUCUGAGCAAGACAUGAAAGAGAGAGAAGUGUUUAUAGGGAAGUUGAAGAAACAAGGCAACAAAAACUUUUGGUCCGGUGAAAUUGAGCAAGCUUGCAAGAUGUACUCGAAGGCCUUGGAUUUGUGUCCAAUAAACACGAGAAAAGAGAGGAUUGUUCUUUACAGCAACAGAGCUCAGUGUUAUCUGCUACUUAAAAACCCAGCAGCCGCCAUUAGUGACACAACCAGAGCUCUAAGCUUAUCAAGUCCUGUGAGCCCUCACAGUAAAAGCUUGUGGAGAAGGUCGCAGGCUUAUGACAUGAAAGGGUUGGCCAAAGAGAGCUUGAUGGACUGCUUAAUGUUCAUCAAUAGUCGCAUAAAAUCUGAGCACACCAAGCGUGUCAGGAUCCCAUACUAUGCUGCAAGGAUGAUCAACAAGCAGAUGAAUGCCACGUGGCUAUUUGCGAAUGCCAAGUCAAAAUUUUGCAGUAAAAACGGGGAAAGAGUAUAUGAAUGCAAUGGAAAAUACCAGCUGCAGGAAAUGCUGCAGAGGUUGAUGGAUGCCAAGGACAAUGGUAUGCCAACUAGUGUAGAAGACCCUCUAGUUGAAAAGAGACGGAGGAGAAAGCAAGAAAAAGCAGGCAGGAGAAGAAAAGGCAUCAGCGUCCCUGCUGGAUGGGCACAUGCCAAAAGUGGGAUGAGAGACAGCCAAGUGCUGUCCAUCACACAGUAAGAGGUGGAAAGAGACAUGAUCAACAAAAACCAACCGUUGACAACCAUAAGCAGAAGCAUGCACGGCAGCCGGUAGGAUAAUCAGAGAGUCAACCCAUAAUAUGCAGCCAGGCUACGGAAAAAGACCUCUGCAUCCAUUGAGCUUGGAGCACUCUCUGUUCUUCACUUGGAGGGUCAAUGCCAGUUGCCAAUCCUAUGAGAAAACUACAUGUAAAGCCCAUAACGCAACUUGUCAAAAGUUGGAUUGUUCAAAUAUUCAUGUUGUUAUGAUCACCAUGGUAGAGAACCCACAACCAAUGUAACUUGAAUUCUUUGUCCCUUUUUAACCACUGCAAUUAA